Molecule: messenger RNA, 628 nt
Organism: Drosophila arizonae
Lineage: Eukaryota; Metazoa; Arthropoda; Insecta; Diptera; Drosophilidae
Gene: Srp9
Product: signal recognition particle 9
Biological process (GO): negative regulation of translational elongation; SRP-dependent cotranslational protein targeting to membrane
Cellular component (GO): signal recognition particle, endoplasmic reticulum targeting
Molecular function (GO): 7S RNA binding
Source: RefSeq, a predicted model, not a curated record
AUGGUGUUUGUUAAAAACUGGGAGGACUUUGAAAUUGCCGCGGAGAAUAUGUAUAUGGCGAACCCACAAAACUGCCGAUACACCAUGAAAUACGUGCACAAUAAGGGGCACUUACUGCUAAAAAUGACGGACAAUGUGAAGUGUGUGCAGUAUAAAGCGGAAAACAUGCCCGAUCUGAAGAAAAUUGAGAAAAUCACAAGCAAUCUGGUUGGUCAUAUGGCGUCCAAGGAGUAGCUAAUGCAACAAAUUGGCCACGGCAGCAAUUUGGAUCAAAUGAAACAACAACAACAACAUUAUAAACUAUUUGCUGUUGGUGUUAGCUGAACCGUUUGCUGUGUGUUUCAUCCUACACUUGUUUAGUUUAUAAGCGCACUGGACCCGCGGCAGGCUACGAUGUGGUAACAAGAGUAGUUUACUGUUUAAAUAACAUUGUUAUAAAUGUUAGCUCUGUGCACAGCAGCCAGCCGAAGAAUAAGGGUCCCGGUGCUUUUUUAAAUUUAUAAUACUUUUGUAUUUAUUGUAAUGUAAAUGUGUGCAGUUAGCUGCACUAUGGUGACUUAUUGAAUUAGUCCACAUUUCCAUGAAAUGCUUUAAACAAAUUAAAUGGUGUUUUUAUAAGAAAGUAAAA